AUGGAGAAAGAAAUAAGAGACGUGUUCAAGACGAUAAGUAAUCGCACUGAACUAGAAAUGGACGAAGCAUCAGUUGACGCCUUUGAACAUCGAGAUAUCCAUGUCACGGGUAGUUGCCGUGCCGCUGAAUGUAUACUAGGUAGCCUGUCAGAAGUGAUGUUUACCGCUAUUGUUGAAUAUUCACUGAUCGCAGCUGCAGUGAUGUAUAUUGUGUGGAAGAACAUAGGGAAAGUCGGCCACGGCUCAGAAUACGUUAAACGAAAGUAUCGCAUACGAAUGGACUGCUCAAAUACAACAACAGGUCUAUUCCUUGGACUGGUUUUUCUGGCAGCAACCUUCACUUCAAUGCUAGUCUACUAUGGCUAUUCGAUUCUUGGAAAAAGCAAGAAUGCAGCCUUCGCCUAUGCUCUCACGGACAUUUCACAGGUGUCGUUUGAAAACAACUCGAAAUGUGCCAAGACACUGUAUUGCCCCACCACACACCGGAGCUAA
Ostertagia ostertagi is the source of this 492-nucleotide messenger RNA. Lineage: Eukaryota; Metazoa; Nematoda; Chromadorea; Rhabditida; Trichostrongylidae. The record is from the annotation of a GenBank genome assembly.